CAAAUGAGAUUCCCUUUCAAGCACGUGGUUUCUAAGAAAGGAAAAGCAUCUCAGUGGUGGCUGGCUUCUUCUGCUACCCCGAUCCACACAGAUAUAUAUAGCAACUCACAGCUUUUAACGAGCGCCAUCGUGAGAAAAAUGGGCUGGGCUGCGUGGGGAGCAAUGCUAGUGUUAAAGAUUGGAGGAAAGAUGGUUUUUAAUGCCGUCAUACCUGGGUCAGGUGCAUGCAUAGAGUUUGCUGAAGCGGUAAUCUGUUACCGCAAUGGCGAUGCAUGUGGUUGUAUGAUAAGCAUCGUCUCGGGAGUCGCGGACCUUGCUACGUUUGGUCUUGCGGGCGCCACUAAAGAUGCAAUGAAAAAAAGUGCAAAGAAAAGUGUUGUCCAAUUUGCCAAAGAAACGGUGAAGACGGGCUCUAAAGAAGCAUCCAAAAAGGGUGGUCAGCAAGUUGGAGAGGAACUUGCAAAAGAUGUGAUCCCUUCAGCAGUUGAAGAAGUCUUCUUCAAAGGUACCAAGUUGACAGUUAAACAGUUCCUCCAGGCUACUGGGUUUUCAUUCAUUUCUAGUGGAGGACAUGGAAUUGGGAAAACAAUUAUGGAAGCUUCGAUCGAGAAAUUGAUUACUGAAUCGCUGAAAGUGAAACCUAUAGCGAUUGCGUUUGAAUUAACCAAGGAAGCUGCUAAAAAAGGCGCAGAGGAAGAGUUAAAGAAACAAUCCUACAAAUUUAUUGUUAAAGACGCCACCUUUUCACUUGUAAAAGGAGGCAUAAGAUUCAAUCAAGAUGAUAGAAAAUAAUACCAAACGCUUGUUACGUGUAGAGCUAUUUCAGUUUUCAUUUACCAGCAGGGAGAUGAUACUGAAAGCUCGGUCUUUCUUUUUCCCUACUGCUAUUCACAUAGUUGUAAUUAAUAACUCUGCAAGUAGUUUUAUAACUAGAUUUCGCACAUCGGAACACAUCGUUCAAGAUUCUUGGGAAAGCAAAACUUUUUCUCUCGUGGCCAGUAAUUAAGUGUAUAAUGAUGUCCUGCUAGAUGUAGCCCUAUACUACUGGUAGAUCAAAUUUCACUGAAGAGCAAACAGAAUCCACAACUUGGCGAAAUUGCUGGAUAGAGGUCUUUUAGAAUGCUUUAAAAAAACAAGGAGUAACUAAUACCUUUGUUUAGGACACGACGAUGAAAUUUUAGAAAGUUUGCCAGACUUUUCGAUUUGUUCAUGUUAUCAUAACCUUGUGCUUGUGUAACUCAUAACAACACCUAUAGCUUCAGACCGAUACACAUGUAUUUUAUAGUACUUUAAACAAGAACAUUAGUUUUAUGUUUCUAUUAAUAAGACUAAAUCUUUUAGGUUUUAACUUUUUAAAGUUAUGUUUAUUAUAGUGCAACUGUAAUCACGGUAAUCUAAUAAAACUAAGUCAGGUUUGAGUCGCAAAAAUAUAUAUAUAUGAAAGAUGAUAUAUCAAAGUGUGGGAGUUGUCAACCAUUACCUAGUGAUGAGAAGGCUUAUCCUUUUCGGGAACGAAACAUCACUCCCAUACGUUUGUCAAAGUCAAGUAUGUAUUAUAAUGGAGUAAUUCUCUCCAGUUUAACACCAAUGUUGGCAUGGUCCCGGCUUCUAAGAAGACAUAGAUGGCAAUUGUAACUGUUCCUGGCGGCAAUGUAUCAAAAUGACUUAGUAAGAUAGUAACUGAUGAAAUUUUUUUUUAUUUCA
Orbicella faveolata is the source of this 1704-nucleotide messenger RNA. RefSeq lists its product as uncharacterized. NCBI's taxonomy places the organism in Eukaryota, Metazoa, Cnidaria, Anthozoa, Scleractinia, Merulinidae. The record is from RefSeq and is a predicted model, not a curated record.